AUGACCAAAUCGAUAACGAAGGAAGAUAUGUGAGUUGGCUCGAAAGUUUCAAGAAAACCUGAAUGAGUUGCAGAACGCCUACUGAAAUUGUCCGCGCCUUGUUUGAAGAGUCGAAGAAGUAUGAGAGUUAUCGUGGGGAGUUUUGGCCCGCCUACAGCCAACUUCUCUCCAAUUUGGGAUUCGAUGAAAGUGUACGUAUCUUAUUGGAGUUGUAUAGUAGUGCGUGAAAAUGUAUCUAGUAGCAUGUAUUUUCAGUUUUCAGGACUGGACUUUGAACCGUCCGAAGAGUGACUUGCGAUAUGCGAUGCUCAACCAACAUCUCAUCCAGAUCAGCCAAUUAGUAAGGCACUUUCUCACCCUCUCGCUCGCACGCCCACUUAUGUACUUGAUUAAAGUCAUCAUUCCAGACGAGUCCAGAUUCAUUGUUCACUGAAUUCCGACCAAUUCUCGAAGCCGCGAUGCGAGUAGAAACGGAGUGUUAUCAGCUGAUGAAACGUCAUCUUCAAGUCUUCUUCGACUUUUUCAACAAUGGCUACGAUCCGAAGAAGGCUGAGAUCGCGUCGCUGGGCCCGAGGCUCGAAUACUUCCAGAAGAAUCGGCCGACAGAUCCGGAACAGAUUCAGGAGAUGGACAAGGUGACGAGCAGGUUUACCGAACUGCAGAGGGCCCUCAAACGGAUGAUCCAGGGAGGUGUAGAGUCCAUUCAGCAGGCACAUUUGAGGAAGAUCCGGGAGGUGAUGGAGGUGUACGAGAGGCAGCAUGAGCAAUUGGCACUGAUUUUUGCUCCGUUCAAGAUUGCUCUGACACCACGAAGGAACGAUAGGACCGAGAGGGAGGGGAAGAAGAGAACGAAAUAG
Molecule: messenger RNA, 857 nt
Organism: Caenorhabditis sp. 36 PRJEB53466
Lineage: Eukaryota; Metazoa; Nematoda; Chromadorea; Rhabditida; Rhabditidae
Source: the annotation of a GenBank genome assembly